This is a messenger RNA of Drosophila gunungcola (fruit fly), 829 nucleotides long. RefSeq names its product trypsin theta. The record is from RefSeq and is a predicted model, not a curated record. Gene Ontology annotation, molecular function: serine-type endopeptidase activity. Gene Ontology annotation, biological process: proteolysis. Lineage: Eukaryota; Metazoa; Arthropoda; Insecta; Diptera; Drosophilidae.
AUGCAGGGAUUAGUGGUUCUUUUGGUUAGCUUGGCUGUGGGUUUCGCCCAUGCGGGCACAAUUGGCAUUUCCAAUGCCGAUCCCUUCCAGCGUGAGGGUCGCAUUGUGGGCGGUCAAGACACCACGAUUCGAGCUCAUCCCUACCAAGUUUCCCUGCAGACGAAGAGUGGAUCGCACUUCUGCGGUGGCAGUUUGCUCAACGGUGACACUAUAGUCACGGCUGCCCAUUGCCUUGUGGGCAGGAAGGCGGCCAAAGUGUUUGUUCGCUUGGGUUCCACGUUCUACAACGAGGGCGGCAUUGUGGUAGCCGUCCGGGAUCUAGCCUACAAUGCGGAUUACAACUCCGAGACCAUGGAGUACGACGUGGGAAUACUGAAGUUGGCCGAGAAGGUCGAGGAAACCGAGGAUAUUCGUUAUGUGGCUCUGGCCGAGAAGACUCCGCCCACUGGAACCACCGCUGUGGUCACCGGUUGGGGUGCCAAGUGCUAUUUCUGGUGCAUGACCCUGCCCAAGACGCUCCAGGAGGAAGUCGAUAUUGUGGACUGGGAGACGUGCAAAUCGGAGGAAUACAAAUAUGGAGAGAUCAUCUACGAGUCCAUGGUGUGUGCCUAUGAGAAGAAGAAGGACGCCUGCCAGGGUGACUCCGGUGGUCCUCUUGUGGUCGCUGGCACCCUGGUGGGUAUCGUGUCCUGGGGAUAUGCCUGCGCCUCGGAAGGACUUCCCGGUGUCUACUCAGAUGUGGCCUUUUUGCGAGAUUGGAUCCUGGAAACGAGCAAAGCUUUGUAGAUUUUUGUAAUAAAUUUAAUGAACGAGCAUUAGGUUGGCAAAA